Messenger RNA from Rattus rattus (black rat), 2123 nucleotides. It is a transcript of the gene Atf6, whose product is annotated as activating transcription factor 6. Gene Ontology annotation, molecular function: DNA-binding transcription factor activity, RNA polymerase II-specific; RNA polymerase II cis-regulatory region sequence-specific DNA binding. The record is from RefSeq and is a predicted model, not a curated record. Lineage: Eukaryota; Metazoa; Chordata; Mammalia; Rodentia; Muridae. Gene Ontology annotation, biological process: regulation of transcription by RNA polymerase II; endoplasmic reticulum unfolded protein response. Gene Ontology annotation, cellular component: nucleus.
CCACCGUCCGUCAGCGUUCAGCAUAUUUUGUCCUCCGGCCGCUGCCGUUUCGGAUUACUCACCGAUCCGAGUUGCGAGGGAGAGGUGUCUGUUUCGGGGAAGCCGGCUUCUGUUGCCGGCGCCAUGGAGUCGCCUUUUAGUCCGGUUCUUCCUCAUGGACCAGGUGAAGACUGGGAGUCCACGUUGUUUGCUGAGCUUGGCUAUUUCACAGACACGGAUGAUGUCCAGUUCGAUGCAGCACAUGAGACUUACGAAAAUAAUUUUGAUCAUCUUAAUUUUGAUUUGGAUUUGAUGCCUUGGGAGUCAGACAUAUGGAGCCCCAGCAGCCACUUCUGCUCAGACAUUAAGGCAGAGCCCCAGCCUCUUUCUCCGGCUUCCUCCAGCUGUUCCGUCUCUUCUCCUCGGUCCACAGACUCCUGUUCUUCAACUCAGCACGUUCCUGAGGAGUUGGACUUGUUGUCUAGUUCUCAGUCUCCCCUUUCCUUGUAUGGCGACAGCUGUCACAGCCCCUCCUCAGCAGAGCCACUGAAGGAAGAGAAGCCCGUCACUGGUCCUGGACACAAAACGGAACAUGGACUGACUCCAAAGAAAAAAAUCCAGAUGAGUUCAAAACCUUCAGUUCAGCCCAAGCCUUUGUUACUUCCAGCAGCACCCAAGACUCCAGCAAAUGCCAGUGUCCCAGCAAAGACCAUCAUCAUUCAGACACUGCCAACCCUGAUGCCACUGGCAAAGCAGCAGUCGAUUAUCAGUAUACAGCCUGCACCCACCAAAGGUCAGACUGUUUUGCUCUCUCAGCCUACUGUGGUUCAACUUCAGACCCCUGGAGUUCUGCCCUCUGCUCAGCCAGUACUUGCUGUCACUGGAGGAGCCACACAGCUACCUAACCAUGUGGUGAAUGUGGUGCCAGCCCCGGUGGUGAACAGCCCGGUGAACGGAAAACUGUGUGUGACUAAACCUGUUCUACAAAGCAGCACCAGAAGCACAGGUUCAGAUAUUGCCGUACUGAGGAGACAGCAGCGUAUGAUCAAGAACCGAGAAUCUGCUUGUCAGUCACGCAAGAAGAAGAAAGAGUAUAUGCUAGGCCUGGAGGCCAGGUUGAAGGCCGCCCUCUCCGAGAAUGAGCAGCUGAAGAAGGAGAAUGGGUCCCUGAAGCGACAGCUGGACCAGGUGGUGUCAGAGAACCAGAGGCUCAAAGUCCCAAGUCCAAAGCGCAGAGCUGUCUGUGUGAUGAUAGUAUUAGCAUUUAUCAUGCUAAACUAUGGGCCCAUGAGCAUGCUGGAGCAAGAUUCCAGGAGAGUGAAACCUAGUGUGAGCCCUGCCAAUCAAAGGAGGCAUCUUUUAGAGUUUUCAGCAAAAGAAGUUAAAGACACGUCAGAUGGUGACAACCAGAAAAACAGUUACAGAUAUGAUCAUUCUGUGUCCAAUGACAAAGCCUUAAUGGUGCUAAGUGAAGAACCAUUACUUUAUAUCCCUCCACCUCCAUGUCAGCCCCUCAUUAACACGACAGAGUCUCUCAGGUUGAACCAUGAACUUCGAGGCUGGGUUCAUAGACAUGAAGUGGAAAGGACCAAAUCGAGAAGAAUGACAAAUAGCCAGCAGAAAACCCGCAUUCUCCAGGGUGCCCUGGAACAGGGCUCGAAUUCUCAGCUGAUGGCUGUCCAGUACACAGAAACCACUAGCAUCAGUAGGAAUUCUGGGAGUGAGCUGCAGGUGUAUUACGCUUCGCCUGGAAGUUACCAAGGCUUCUUUGACGCCAUCCGCAGGAGGGGAGAUACAUUUUACGUCGUAUCAUUUCGAAGGGAUCACCUGCUAUUACCAGCUACCACCCAUAACAAGACCACAAGACCGAAGAUGUCCAUUGUGUUACCAGCAAUAAACAUAAAUGAUAACGUGAUCAAUGGGCAGGAUUAUGAAGUAAUGAUGCAGAUUGACUGUCAGGUCAUGGACACCAGGAUCCUCCACAUCAAAAGCUCCUCGGUUCCCCCGUAUCUCCGAGAUCAUCAGAGAAACCAAACCAGCACCUUCUUCGGUUCCCCUCCCACAGCCACAGAGACGACCCACGUGGUCAGCACCCUCCCUGAGUCGGUACAGUAGUGCCCUGAGCUGCACUGGGAAGCAGAGAG